Uloborus diversus is the source of this 840-nucleotide messenger RNA. Its product is annotated as cell adhesion molecule Dscam2-like. NCBI's taxonomy places the organism in Eukaryota, Metazoa, Arthropoda, Arachnida, Araneae, Uloboridae. Gene Ontology annotation, biological process: synapse organization; homophilic cell-cell adhesion. Gene Ontology annotation, molecular function: axon guidance receptor activity. Gene Ontology annotation, cellular component: neuronal cell body; axon; plasma membrane. The coding region runs from base 1 to 840 and encodes 279 amino acids. The record is from RefSeq and is a predicted model, not a curated record. The transcript has 7 exons.
AUGGGUGAUUGGUGUGACAAAGGCAGCUUAAAAUUGUCUUCAGAAUUUUCUACUGUAAUGAGAGUAUCAUCAGAAGGCUCUCUCUUAAUUUCAAAAGUCGAUUCUGCGAUGAGGGGUGCCUAUACCUGUGAAGCUGAUAAUGGAAUUGGUAAAACUCUGAAGAAGUCUAUUUAUGUUCAUGUUAAAGCAUCAGCUAUGGGUGGAGAAGCUCCAGUUGUAGUCGAUUUUACUUUUCCAUCGGCUUUAAAGGAAGGGGAAAGAGGAAGCGCAGUUUGUACUAUAAGAUCUGGUGACAGACCCCUACAAUUUCAAUGGAAGAAAGCAGGAAGGGAUAUUUCUCAAGACCCUAAUAUCGAAAUACAAUCUGUGAAAGAUUCUUCUUUCUUGAUUAUUGAAUCAGUUACAGCCCAAAAUGCUGGUAAUUAUACUUGCAUCGUCACUAAUUCCUAUGGGACUGAUAAAUAUACUGCGACUUUGACUGUCACAGCUCCCCCAGAAUGGAUAAUAGAACCCACAGACAUUUACACGCAAGAAGGGGAAAGUUUAAGCAUAAAGUGCAAACAAUCCGGAGUUCCUGUUCCAACUAUUAAAUGGAUAGCAGUUGAGUAUAAGAGUGAUGAAACUGGUCAAAUCGUAUCUUCUGAUUCAUCUGCAUCUUUACGAGUUUCAUCGGAUGGAUCGCUUGUUUUUUCAAAAGUAGAAGCAUAUAUGCAUGGUUCCUACACUUGUGAAGGUGACAAUGGUUUCGGUAAACCACUGAAAAAGACAAUAAUGCUUUUCGUUCGUGUGUUUCUGUUUUUGCAUGCUGGACUGUAUUUCUCAUCUGCUCAUUGUCAUUAA